AGCGGGGGAGGGGAGCAAAAGCAAGCGCGACUGCUCCCCUGGCACUUGUGCUUUUGUUAAUUCCCCGAAGAGGCAGAGAAACACGAGAUAACAAAGGCUCCGUUUCCUUUCUCUGAGAGAAGGCUUUUGUCUUGCCUCCUGCUACGAUGUCAGUGUCCGGCAAGAAAGAGUUUGAUGUGAAACAGAUCCUAAGGCUACGCUGGAGAUGGUUUAGUCAUCCUUCUCAAGGUUCGCCCAGCACUGGAAGCUGCCUUCAGCAGGAAGGAUAUGAGCAUAGAGGGACCCCGGUUCAGGGCAGGUUGAAGAAUCACUCUCGGGACAGAAACGGACUAAAGAAAAGCAACAGUCCUGUCCACCACAAUAUACUAGCACCAGUGCCAGGACCGGCCCCUGCCUAUCAAAGAGCCCUUCAGAAUUGGCACCAACAAAACCUGAUAGAACAUCUUCAAGCAAAUGAAGAUACCCCUAAAGAAGUUACAGGAGAGAAUUUGUUCAAAGAAGCUUAUGAGAAACGCUCGCAGGAUCUGGAGAUGAUGGCUGAGGACAAUCUAGAAGAUUCUACAGCAAGGUUAGAAACACAACAUUCUGAAGAAAUGAAUGUUUGCAGAUCCGAGGAGCAGUUCCACGCUGUAAACCACGCACAGCGAACUCUUCGUAGAAUGGAGAACUACUUGAAAGAGAAACAACUUUGUGAUGUGCUACUUAUUGCAGGACACCUUCGGAUCCCAGCCCAUCGGUUGGUUCUCAGUGCAGUGUCUGAUUAUUUUGCUGCGAUGUUUACUAACGAUGUUCUUGAAGCUAAACAAGAAGAGAUCAAGAUGGAAGGAAUAGAUCCACAUGCACUUAACUCCUUGGUGCAAUAUGCUUACACAGGUGUACUGCAAUUGAAAGAAGAUACAAUUGAAAGUUUGCUGGCUGCAGCUUGCCUUCUACAGCUGACUCAAGUCAUUGAGGUCUGCUCCAAUUUCCUCAUAAAGCAGCUCCAUCCUUCAAACUGCUUAGGGAUUCGAUCAUUUGGAGAUGCCCAGGGCUGUACUGAGCUCCUGAACGUGGCACAUAAGUACACCAUGGAACACUUCAUUGAGGUAAUAAAGAACCAGGAAUUCCUUCUACUUCCAGCCACUGAAAUUUUGAAACUUCUGUGUAGUGAUGACAUUAAUGUGCCCGAUGAGGAAACCAUCUUCCAUGCUCUAAUGCAAUGGGUAGGACAUGAUGCUCAGACUAGGCAAGGAGACCUGGCAAUGCUGCUUUCCCAUAUCCGACUGCCAUUACUUCCACCACAGUUGUUGGCAGAUCUCGAAAACAGUUCCAUGUUUAGUGGUGAUCUAGAGUGUCAGAAACUACUGAUGGAAGCAAUGAAAUAUCAUCUCUUACCUGAGCGGAGACCUAUGAUGCAAAGCCCUCGGACAAAACCUAGAAAAUCAACUGUGGGGGCCCUUUAUGCUGUGGGAGGCAUGGGUGCUCUGAAAGGUACCACUACAAUUGAAAAAUAUGAUCUCAGAACCAACAGCUGGCUGCAUAUUGGCACUAUGAGUGGCCGUAGAUUUCAGUUUGGAGUUGCGGUUAUUGACAAUAAACUUUAUGUUGUGGGAGGAAGAGAUGGUUUAAAAACAUUGAAUACUGUGGAAUGUUUUAAUCCAGUUGGCAAAAUCUGGACUGUGAUGCCUCCUAUGUCAACUCAUAGGCAUGGUUUAGGUGUAGCCACACUUGGAGGACCAAUGUAUGCUGUAGGUGGCCAUGAUGGAUGGAGUUAUCUAAAUACUGUGGAAAGAUGGGAUCCUGAGGGACGCCAAUGGAAUUAUGUGGCCAGUAUGUCAACUUCUAGAAGCACAGUUGGUGUUGUUGCAUUAAAUAACAAAUUAUAUGCUAUUGGUGGACGUGAUGGAAAUUCCUGCCAUAAAUCAAUGGAAUGCUUUGACCCACACACUAACAAGUGGAGUCUGUGUGCUCCAAUGUCCAAAAGACGUGGAGGUGUGGGAGUUGCUACACACAAUGGGUUCUUGUAUGUUGUAGGGGGUCAUGAUGCCCCAGCUUCUAAUCAUUGCUCCAGGCUUUCUGACUGUGUGGAAAGGUAUAAUCCAAAAAAUGACUCCUGGUCAACUGUGGCACCACUGAGUGUUCCUCGAGAUGCUGUUGCUGUUUGCCCCCUUGGAGACAAGCUUUAUGUGGUUGGAGGAUAUGAUGGUCAUACUUAUUUGAACACUGUUGAGUCUUAUGAUGCACAGAAAAAUGAAUGGAAACAGGAGGUCCCUAUGAACAUUGGAAGAGCUGGUGCAUGUGUGGUGGUAGUAAAGCUGCCCAAAAGCUGUCUGUAUCAAAUGGAAUCAAACUAG
Ochotona curzoniae (black-lipped pika) is the source of this 2333-nucleotide messenger RNA. It is a transcript of the gene KLHL4, whose product is annotated as kelch like family member 4. Bases 147 to 2333 code for a protein of 728 amino acids. Gene Ontology annotation, molecular function: protein binding. The record is from RefSeq and is a predicted model, not a curated record. Lineage: Eukaryota; Metazoa; Chordata; Mammalia; Lagomorpha; Ochotonidae. The transcript has 11 exons.